Messenger RNA from Ziziphus jujuba (common jujube), 813 nucleotides. RefSeq lists its product as uncharacterized. The coding region runs from base 1 to 813 and encodes 270 amino acids. The transcript is spliced from 4 exons. NCBI's taxonomy places the organism in Eukaryota, Viridiplantae, Streptophyta, Magnoliopsida, Rosales, Rhamnaceae. The record is from RefSeq and is a predicted model, not a curated record.
AUGGAAAUUGGGAAGAAAAAUGUGGUACAAAUUGUAACAGAUAAUGGCUCUGCAUUUGUUAAAGCUGGGAAGAAAUUGAUGGGAGAUUACAAUUUGUACUGGACUCCAUGUGUAGUACAUUGCAUUGAUCUCGUGUUUGAAGAUAUUGGGAAGAAUGAGAAUGUGGCUAUUGUGAUCAAGCAGGCUAAAGCAAUCACAACUUACAUCUACAAUCAUAAUUGGUUGCUAGUAAAUAUGCGUGAAACUUGCAAAGGUGACAUCAUUCGUCCGGGACUUACACGAUUUGCCACAAACUAUCUUGCGCUUGAUAGCUUGGUUAAAAAGAAAGCAAGACUUAAGCAACUAUUCACAUCUAUUGAUUGGACUAAUCAUAAUUAUAGUGCUUCAAAAGAAGGCCAAACAGUGGAAAAUAUAGUACUUAAUCAUAGUCAAUUAUUUGAGCCUUUAUAUAAGUUUUUAUGUAUUGUUAACACCGAGGUUUAUCGAACAAUGGGAGCAGCGUAUGAGUUUAUGCGAAUUGUUAAAGAGGAACUUGACAAAAUGCAUGGUGCAAAGUGGAUAUUAAAGAUCAUCAAUAAUAGACCUGGGGUUGGAGAAGAUUCUAAUCUUAUAAAGGCUGUACACGAUGUCUAUGCUACAUUGGAUCCUAAAUCCGCCGCAAUUAGCCAGUUUGGAAAGGAGCUUACAUACUUCAAGGAUGCAAGGAAAGGAUUUGCAAGACCAACAGCAAUUGCUUCUAGAAAAGAGAUGUUUCCUGUUGAAUGGUGGAUCAUGUAUGGUGAUAGUGCACCUAUAGUAGAAAAUUGGCAUUGA